UCCCCAACUGUAAUACUAGACCACCUGCAAUUUUUGUCCCGCACAAAAAAAAUCACAAAGGGAAAAUUGAAUUGAACUCUAACCAAAAAUCGCAGAGCAAUGCGAACAACGUGGAAGCUCCACCUGCUCACGGCGUUCCUCCUCCUCUUCCAUGGAGUCGGCGGCGACGACUGGAGCGGCGACUACUCCAAGCUCUCCGGCAUCAUCAUCCCCGGCUUGGCCUCCACUCAGCUCCGCGCCUGGUCCAUCCUCGAUUGUCCUUACUCUCCUCUCGAUUUCAACCCUCUCGAUUUGGUCUGGCUCGACACCACCAAACUUCUCUCCGCCGUGAACUGCUGGCUCAAGUGCAUGCUGCUCGACCCGCACAACCAAACGGAUCAUCCUGACUGCAAGUCCCGACCCGAUAGCGGCCUCUCUGCCAUCACUGAGCUCGAUCCUGGCUAUAUAACCGGUCCUCUUUCUUCAGUGUGGAAGGAAUGGGUGAAAUGGUGUAUAGAAUUUGGAAUCGAAGCGAAUGCAAUCAUUGCUGUUCCUUAUGAUUGGAGGCUUUCGCCUUCCAUGCUUGAGGAGCGAGACCUUUACUUUCACAAGCUCAAAUUGACAUUUGAGACAGCACUGAAACUUCGCGGAGGCCCUUCAGUAGUGUUUGCACAUUCACUUGGUAAUCAUGUCUUCCGAUACUUUCUGGAGUGGCUAAAGCUGGAGAUUGCACCGAAACAUUAUGUCAGAUGGCUGGAUGACCACAUUCAUGCCUAUUUUGCUGUCGGAGCUCCACUUCUUGGUGCAACUGAGACUGUCAAAGGAACUCUUUCUGGGCUAACAUUUGGCCUUCCUAUUUCUGAGGGAACAGCUCGGUUGAUGGUCAAUUCAUUUGCUUCUACUUUAUGGAUGUUGCCAUUUUCAAAGUAUUGUAAAGGAGAAAAUAAAUACUGGAACCACUUUUCUGGGGGAGACGAGAGAAGUCAUCAUACGUAUCACUGUGAGAAGCGGGAAUAUCAGUUGAACUUCUCUGGAUGGCCAACAAAUAUCGUCAACAUUGAAAUUCCUGCAACUCGUGGCUAUGAGGCCUAUCCAUCUGUUACCGACAUGACUGCAACCAACUUUUCUAGCAUAGAAUGUGGAUUACCUACCCAGUUGUCUUUCUCUGCCCGUGAAAUAGCAGAUGGGACACUUUUCAAAGCAAUAGAGGAUUAUGACCCAGAUAUGAAGAGGAUUUUGUACCAAUUAAAGAAGCUAUAUCUUGAUGAUCCAGUUUUAAAUCCACUCACACCAUGGGAAAGACCUCCUUUGAAAAAUAUAUUUUGCAUCUAUGGAACAGGCUUGAAAACUGAGGUUGGUUACUAUUUUGCACCAAGUGGAAAGCCCUACCCCGAUAACUGGAUCAUUACCGAUGUGAUAUAUGAGAUUGAAGGUUCCUUGUUCUCAAGGUCGGGAAAUCUUUUCGAAGGACAUCCAGGAGCAGCAAGUGGGGAUGAGACUGUACCAUACCAUUCUCUAUCUUGGUGCAAGAAUUGGCUGGGACCAAAAGUUAAUAUAACGAGGUCUCCCCAGGCUGAGCAUGAUGGUUCCAAUGUACAAGAGGAAUUGAAUGUAGAACAUCAUCAUGAAGAAGAUAUUUUGCCAAACAUGACAAGGUUGCCCAGGGUCAAGUACAUAACUUACUAUGAAGAUUCUGAAAGUAUACCAGGAAGGAGGACGGCAGUUUGGGAGAUAGAUAAAGCGAAUCAUAGGAACAUUGUCAGAUCCCCGGUUCUGAUGAGAGAGUUGUGGCUUCAAAUGUGGCAUGAUAUCCAUCCUGAUGCUAAGUCAAAAUUCGUCACUAAAGCCAAACGCGGACCUUUGAGGAAUGAAGACUGCUAUUGGGAUUAUGGAAAAGCUCGAUGUGCAUGGGCUGAAUACUGUGAAUAUAGGUACCUGUUUGGAGAUGUUCAUUUAGGACAGAGCUGUAGGUUGAAGAAUUCUAGAGCAGAUCUUCUUUCGCACUACUUGUAGAUGAGAGGUCCCUUGCCAAGUUGUCAAGUUGCCAAUAUUUGCGCUGAUCAGAGGCACAUUACCAUUUACAAGCAAGACACGAAACUGAUAUUGUGCAACAGUUUAGUGGGCGAGUACUUUUUUAGCACAAUUAGCGAGUCUUGGAUCUUGCAUGAUUUUGUCUUCAGUAGAUAUCUAACUUAGCGCUAGCUAAGCCUUUGUUUGCAACUGGAGAAGACCUCUGCUAGAUCUGCUUUGGCCAACUCAGCUCCCUGCUCCCCCAAGCAAAUUCUCUCUCCAUAAAAUCAAUUUUUUUCUGGUAGCUUCCUCUAAGCACCAUGUUGCUGACCAUUGCACCACCAAAGUACUUGAAUUCAUUGUUAACAUGGUUUGCCAUCAAAUUGUUAUUUUCCUGAAAAAUGUAUCUAUUUAUGUUGUCUCAGAAUCGAGCAGGGACCCAUUCGAGACAACUGAGUACUAUACUAUACGAGGAUAUAUUGAACUUGGUAUAGAGCUGCUACAAUACUGCUAUUCUUGCUGAUUAUG
Molecule: messenger RNA, 2517 nt
Organism: Argentina anserina (silverweed cinquefoil)
Lineage: Eukaryota; Viridiplantae; Streptophyta; Magnoliopsida; Rosales; Rosaceae
Product: phospholipid--sterol O-acyltransferase
Exons: 16
Coding region: 100-1992 (630 amino acids)
Biological process (GO): lipid metabolic process
Source: RefSeq, a predicted model, not a curated record